AUGGCCACAAUCCAUCACCUGCCGCCUGACAUUCUCUCAAAAACCUUUGGGCAGACCUACGUUGACGAGAAACAGGACAAUGUAACAUUUGAACGUUCAUGGUCCCCUCAGCUUGAGCAGUAUGCCAUUGACGAGAAGCUCUACAAAGUUUGUAGACGAUGGCAACAGAUUGUUCUUGAUACACAAUUUGGCAAAAAGCGUAACAGCGGGAUGGAUUGUUGGCGGAAAUUCGAUGGCGAGGAUUUUCAUUUCAAGUUUAGAGCUCCGGAAGCGUCGCAUCCUCGCUCAGACGCUACCGUGCUUGCAAUCUCAUGGGAGUUCAUAGUUGUGGUAUUUGAGGAGUAUUGA
Molecule: messenger RNA, 348 nt
Organism: Lithohypha guttulata
Lineage: Eukaryota; Fungi; Ascomycota; Eurotiomycetes; Chaetothyriales; Trichomeriaceae
Exons: 1
Coding region: 1-348 (115 amino acids)
Source: RefSeq, a predicted model, not a curated record